AUGAUCUUUAUCAGACAUCGACAUCUAUUCACUCAUUUCUUCAGUCACUCACUUCAUUACACAUUUCUUAGAACGGUACAAUCACAAGUCAAGAUGCGCUUCGAAGUCGUUGCCCUCCUGGUCGCAAGCGUUAGCUCUGCCUCUGCUUCCUUCUACUGCAAGCGCCCCGGUUUCCGCCACGGCAACCAGGGAUACGGUGGAAACUGUCGCGCUGAGGAACUUGCUUCGUGCAGGACCAACACUAAGGCUGGCCAAUGGCCCGCUUGCGCCAACAACAAGCCUCACGUCCAGUGCUGGGUUGAAAUUUACGACAAUGGGUCGAAGCGUGGCACCGACUGCUACUACUGGGACGGCGCCUGGUAA
Colletotrichum truncatum is the source of this 363-nucleotide messenger RNA. RefSeq lists its product as uncharacterized. Lineage: Eukaryota; Fungi; Ascomycota; Sordariomycetes; Glomerellales; Glomerellaceae. The record is from RefSeq and is a predicted model, not a curated record.